Molecule: messenger RNA, 1481 nt
Organism: Neohortaea acidophila
Lineage: Eukaryota; Fungi; Ascomycota; Dothideomycetes; Mycosphaerellales; Teratosphaeriaceae
Product: S-adenosyl-L-methionine-dependent methyltransferase
Exons: 6
Coding region: 178-1257 (359 amino acids)
Molecular function (GO): methyltransferase activity
Source: RefSeq, a predicted model, not a curated record
CUUCUUCCACUGCCUUCUCCCGGCUGCACAUGCGUGGCAAGACGAGUACAACCUUUUCCCUCCCCAGGCAGCGUCUUCCCGUUGGUUCUUCGAUCCUGCAUUGAAAUCUGCUUCACCCCCUCCUUGCUGCCCUACCAACCACGUCCGUUGCGGCCACCAAAUCAUGCAGGUGCGGAGAUGAUAAGCGAUCGAAGAUUGCACAUUAGCAAUCUACUCAGCGAGAGACCCGGCGAACGCGCUGCUGGUGAAGCGAUAGCGCCGCCGACCACUCCGCAGCGCGCCCUCACCAAUGGCCACGCGAACAACGCCGGACCGCGUCCGAUAACGCGGUUUGUCGAGAAUGGACGGGAAUACUACGCCUACGGCGACCGCGUGGUCUAUCCUCUUCCUUGCGACGAUGUCGAGCUCGAGCGCCUCGAUGCACUCCACAGCAUGAUCCACGAGCGCGCGCUCAACAACCGACUGGUGAAUGCAGAGCUCGAUUGGCAAGCGCAGCGCCGUCUCCAUAUCCUCGACGUUGGCUAUGGAACAGGAAUAUGGGCCAACGACUUGGCGAGGCUGAACACCAAUAUUAGUGUCGUCGGCAUCGACCUCUGCUCCAACUCGCCUGCCCGAAGCGAUGACACUCCCAACGCCACCUUUGUCGCUCCACUCGACUUCACCCAGCCCGACUGGGGCUUCCAGCCUGCGUCAUUCGAUCUGAUUCGAAUGUCGCAGCUCUCUGGCUGCGUACCAGACUGGUUGCAGCUGUAUUCCACAGCCUUGCGAUAUCUGAGAGCCGGCGAUGGGUUUAUCGAACAUAUUGAAAUCGACUGGGCGCUUCGCUCUCUACACAACACCGAAGUCACACCCGGCAUGCGAGCCGUGCAAGAAUGGUGGUCACUCAUGUGCCAAGCCUCGUCCUUGCUGAACGGCUCGAUGGCGUACAGAGAGGACACGGCGGAACUGCUUCUGGCCGCGGGCUUCACCGAUCUCAAUCAUAGGAUGAUCCGAAUCCCACUCCAGGCCUCACCGCGCGAUGCGCGAGACUACCUGCUCAAACGCUGGUAUAUUGGCAUCAUGUGUGGCGACGACCAUCGACACAACUCUAUGAAUUCUUUCGAGGCGUUGAGCAUGUCGCUCUUCACCCGGCAGCUGCAGAUGCAUCCCGAUGCUGUUCGACAACUGUGCCAGAAUGUUCGAGAGGCUUACAAGGCAAAUCGAGCGCCAUUCUUCCACAAUAUACACAUCUGGACUGCAAGAAAACCUGUAAGCUAGCACGGAGCUGUUUUGUAGAGGAACAGGCGGGCGGUAUCUGUCAUUCGACAUCGAAACAAGAUCAGCACAAGCAACGCCAGCGCCAUCCAAGCUCGCGGCGCCGAGCAUCUCCAACCACAUCCCGCUCAGAACAGGUUUCCGGUGGGGAUUGAAGACCCGCACGAGUCGAACACACUACUGCACCUUUUGAUACAAACGUAGCGUGGCGUUGCAAGGCUUAGAGA